AAAAUUCUUUGAAGUGACCAACUAGUAGCCACACUCAAAUCCAUUCCCCAUUCCUCCCUAAAACUCCCUCACUCUCAAAAACCCUCGAGACUGAAUGGCCUCUCACCACCACAACCACCACCACCACCACCGCCGUCACCAGUCUCCUCCACCACCUCCUCCUCCAACCCAUUGCUUCUGCACCCCUUCCUACACAUGCUGCACCCCCCAAAACCCCCAUCUUUCUCCACAACACGACCACCUCGUACAAUCCAUUUACUCCCUCAUCCUUUCCCAACAACACAACAACCUCGUACACGACCACCUUCGUCCCACUCAAAUCCACCAUGACAACCUCGUACACCCCAAAUCACACACUCUUCAAAAUAUCAAACACCAAUCCACAAUCUCAUCUCUCCUUCACCGCAUUGAAUCCCUUGAAUCCUCUCUCAAUCAUCAUCAUCACACCCAUCAAUCUCUCCGCCAUUCCGCAGCAACCAUUAUCCAAACCCAUUUCCGUUCCUUUCUUGUUCGUAGAUCAAGAACCCUAAGAAACCUCAAACACCUUGCAUCUAUCAAAUCCUCUUUCAUUUCUCUCCAAUCCUCCUUUUCAACACAUACCCAUUUCGAUUUUCCACCUCUUUCUCUCAAAGCUGUCAACUUGCUCCUUCAACUUGAUUCCAUUCAGGAUUGUGAUAAAAUGAUUGUGGAUGGGAAAAGGUCGAUUAGUAGAGAUUUAGUUCAGUUUUUGGACUCGAUCGAAGAGGUUGCGGCGAAAAAACAUAUACUACAUGUUAAAGCAGUGAAGAGUUCUAGACCUGGUCAGAAAAUUCAGAGACAGAGAAAUUCAGACGGUGAUGAUGAGAAGGGGAAGCUGUUGAAGAAUUUGAGGGGUAGGGUUGAGAAGAUUAGUAAAUUGUGUAAGGUUUAUGAAAAUGAUGAAGAACGUUUAGAGAACGAGGAGGGUGUUCACGAAGAUUGUGAUGAUGAUUAUGAUGACGAUGGAGAUGAAGUAUCCGGUGUUUUGAUCGGUAGAAGGGGUAGGAACAGAAACGGGUUAUUUGUUAAAAGGCAAGAAAUUCAACCUAGAAAGAAGAAAAGUGUGAGAUUUGUAGAGAAUGGUAAGAAUUGCGAGGUUUAUAGCACUAGAACUGGUGAAUCGGAUGGUAGUUCAUCGAAUGACGAACAUGGUGAGGUAUUGGAGAUGACGAAUGGAAAGUUUGCGGUUGUAGAUGUUGUGGACUCUUCUCGAGGUGGUGAAGAUGACGAGGACGUGCUGGUGGAGGACAGUGGAGGAUCGAGUGAUGACGGAGAUUUAGUGAAAGAGAAGCUUCUGUUUUCUCCUCCGUUGCCGCUUAAGAUGGAAAACAGAAGUGAUUCGAAGAGUAAAGGCGUGAAAAUUUUGUCGUGAAAUGUCGUAAGAUGCAAGGCUUUGGUUAUGUUUUGAUUUGUAAUGUUUGAUUGUAUUCUAGAAUAGUUUGAUUUGGACUUAGAUUGUUUGGUAGAGUUCAUUUGUGUGUGUCUAAUUGAUCUUUGGUUCUGUAAAUGGAUUUGUAAUGUUCCACUUCAAUUGUUGUUUAUCACUUUCAGAUUAUCAUCCUA
This is a messenger RNA of Lathyrus oleraceus (garden pea), 1581 nucleotides long. RefSeq names its product BAG family molecular chaperone regulator 8, chloroplastic. The coding region runs from base 95 to 1390 and encodes 431 amino acids. The record is from RefSeq and is a predicted model, not a curated record. Gene Ontology annotation, molecular function: protein binding. The transcript has 2 exons. Gene Ontology annotation, cellular component: plasmodesma. Gene Ontology annotation, biological process: protein folding. NCBI's taxonomy places the organism in Eukaryota, Viridiplantae, Streptophyta, Magnoliopsida, Fabales, Fabaceae.